CUUCACUCCAAACCGACACUGUGUCAAGAUCUCAUCUCAAGUAAACAACACAAAUAAAAACAGCUGGCGAAUAUCUCUCUUCCUAUAAACAAUCACACACCCGCCGGAGUCAGAUUCACCCCAUCGGUAAAUCUCUCUCUCUCUCUCACUCUCACUCUCACCACCUCAAAAUGGUUUCCCAAUCCAACGGCACGCCGGCGACGCCAUUUAAGUUCUUGAUCUACGGCCGUACCGGUUGGAUUGGUGGUCUAUUGGGCAAACUCUGCGACGCUCAAGGCAUCGAGUACACCUACGGCUCCGGCCGUCUUGAGUCUCGCGACACCCUUAUCGCUGACAUCACCGCCGUCAAUCCUACCCAUGUAUUCAACGCUGCCGGAGUUACCGGCCGCCCAAACGUUGACUGGUGUGAGUCACACAAGGUGGAGACCAUACGUACUAACGUCGUCGGAACCCUAACUCUCGCCGACGUUUGCCGUGAAAAGGGGUUGAUUUUGAUCAACUAUGCUACUGGAUGUAUAUUUGAGUAUGAUUCGGAGCAUCAACUCGGGUCGGGUGUCGGGUUUAAGGAAGAGGAUACUCCAAAUUUCGUCGGAUCUUACUACUCCAAGACUAAAGCAAUGGUAGAGGAAUUGCUCAAAAACUAUGAAAAUGUAUGCACAUUGCGUGUAAGAAUGCCAAUUUCAUCCGAUCUUACAAACCCCCGAAACUUCAUCACAAAAAUUAGUCGAUAUGAAAAAGUUGUAGACAUUCCAAACUCCAUGACCAUUCUUGAUGAACUCCUCCCAAUCUCCAUUGAAAUGGCAAAAAGAAACCUAACUGGUAUCUACAACUUCACUAACCCUGGUUGUGUUAGCCACAAUGAGGUCUUGGAGUUGUAUAAAGAGUACAUUGAUUCAAGCUACACAUGGAAGAACUUUACUCUUGAAGAGCAAGCAAAGGUUAUAAUUGCACAAAGAAGCAACAAUGAACUUGACACCACUAAGUUGAAAAAAGAAUUCCCCGAGCUUUUAUCGAUCAAAGAAUCGCUUGUGAAGUUUGUGUUUGAGCCUAACCGAAAGACACCCGUUGUGGCAUAACCGUAAGGUUUGAAGUUAUUUUGGUUUGUUUGUUUCCUUUUCUUGAUUAUGUUAUUGAUUAAUAUGUUGAGAUUGUGAGAUUAAUAUGAGGAUUUCUUACAAUAUAGUGUAUUUUUCUUGUUGUAUUAUCGGGAUUAUCUUGAUUAUGAAUAAGUAUGUGGGAAAUGAUAUAGUUCUUGAUUCA
Messenger RNA from Lactuca sativa (garden lettuce), 1260 nucleotides. Its product is annotated as bifunctional dTDP-4-dehydrorhamnose 3,5-epimerase/dTDP-4-dehydrorhamnose reductase. Gene Ontology annotation, molecular function: methionine adenosyltransferase regulator activity. The record is from RefSeq and is a predicted model, not a curated record. Gene Ontology annotation, biological process: S-adenosylmethionine biosynthetic process. Lineage: Eukaryota; Viridiplantae; Streptophyta; Magnoliopsida; Asterales; Asteraceae. Gene Ontology annotation, cellular component: methionine adenosyltransferase complex.